Messenger RNA from Physcomitrium patens, 2434 nucleotides. Its product is annotated as transcription initiation factor IIA large subunit. Gene Ontology annotation, cellular component: transcription factor TFIIA complex. The record is from RefSeq and is a predicted model, not a curated record. Gene Ontology annotation, biological process: transcription initiation at RNA polymerase II promoter; transcription by RNA polymerase II. NCBI's taxonomy places the organism in Eukaryota, Viridiplantae, Streptophyta, Bryopsida, Funariales, Funariaceae.
UUUUGGGAAAACGAGGUGUGGAGAGGAAACCAGAGCGUGCGUGAGAGAGAGCGAGAGAGUGAGAGAGAGAGUAUGUGUGUGUUUGUGUGCGGUGAAAGAAGGGGAGGGUGGUGUUGGUGGUGGGUUGUGCGAGGACGAGACUGGAACGUUUGUGUGUCGCAAGAGGUGGACGUUUAGGCAGCGGAUGGAGUUGGGUUUCGUCUUGCGCGUUGGAUUUGGGUGGCGGUGGUUGGCUUUUUUUAAAAUUUAAUUUAAUUUAAUUUAAUUUUUUAUUUUAUUUUACCUUUUCAUUUCCUUUCCUUCUUCUCUCGCUCUGGGUUAUUUAAAUUUCAAAAUUCAAAAUUAGCUGAGGUGAGUUUGGCGGCUGGUAGAGGAGGUGUAGUGAAGGGGAGCGGGAGGGUGUAUUUUGAAUGCAUUGCAUGGUCGGGAGCUUGGUCGAGUGAUUGUUGUAGGUUUUGUGAAGAGGGUUUUAGGAUUUUGAAGAUGUCGGGGAAGGCUCAGGCGUUUGAGAUUCCGGUUCUAGAUGCUGGGGGAGUCCAUAACUUUACUUCCGAAUAUUUUUGUCUACUGAUUAUCUAAUCACUUCUUAGCCUCAACCUUUCGGACAAAAGUACAAGAACUAGACCUACUCAGCCCAAGAUAAUUGUAGUUUUUCAAGUUGUCCGGCGGCAUAAUUUUGGUAGUGAUUCUUGUAGUGCUAGGUUCUAAGGGCUGCGUAUCUGAAACUUUGUACCAAACCUAAGCAAGAUGUCGAACGCUAAGCAACAAGCGAAGGAGAAGGAAAUGGCAAUGAGUGUAUCAAAUGUUUAUCUCCACGUUGUGGAAGAUGUAAUCAACAAUGUACGCAUUGACUUCCAGAGUGAAGGAGUAGAUGAUAAUGUUCUCAACGAGCUUCAGUCGCUUUGGGAGCUGAAGUUGGUGCAGUCAGGCGCAAUUCAGGAUCCUACUGCUCAUGACCCUCUUGCAAACCCAGCAGCUAAACCUAUACCUCAAACAGUAGCUACUCCAGUACUCGAUUUGAAUGGACCUUAUGUGGCAGCUGAGGAAUACGAGACUCCGCCUAAUGACUUCCCUCGGGUGCCCGCAUCAACUAGUUCCCGCGAGCCUGUGAUGUUUCAGUACAUGCCUCCAGGUCCCAGCGAGGAAUCCCUGCAGAUUGACCCUGGUCAGCAGCACCUUGCUCCUAGGAUUGGAAACGGAACGCCAAGUUCAUACAUGCAACAGCCAGCCUCUUGGAUGAAUCAAAAACAUCGUGGAGUUGAACUCAAUAUGAAUGAAACAUAUGAGGAAAGAGAAGGAGAUACUGAUACAGCACAAGCACCUGUUGCAGCGCCAGGCGCACCUCCUAUUACCAAGGAUUUUCUCACCAUUUCUACAGGCAAGAGAAAACACGAUGAAAUUUCCUCUGGACAGUAUUAUAUCCCUCAACGAGAUGGUGCUGUAGAUGAUGAGCUGUCUACAUCGAUGGGUGAAACUUGUGAAAAUGAGGGCCGGGAGGUGUUGGGAAACUGGCAGGCUGAGAGAAGCGUUGGUAGGAGUGAAGAUUUACGGUUAUGGUUGCAAUACAGGCGAAGUGCAGAUGCUGCAAUUGAGCAGCUGAUACACGCCAAACUGUUGCAGGGUUUGUCAGGUGUUGCGCAACUUGAUGGUAUUGACGACGAAUAUGAUGAUGCUGUCGCAGAGGACUACAAUGAGCCUGAGGAUGACCUUCCUGUGCCAGAAGCAAAGAUUGCAGUAAACGCUGAGCCAACAGAGUCAGAGGGUUCUGAACCGCCACUAUGUGAAGAUGAUGACGAAGAUGAUGUAGAUGAUGCAGAUCGUGGAGAUGACGAACCUGAUACUAAUCAUUUAGUCCUUGCCCAGUUUGAUAAGGUAACUAGGUCAAAGAACAAGUGGAAGUGUACUCUGAAGGAUGGUAUCAUGCACCUGAAUAAUCGUGAUAUUCUAUUUGUAAAGGCAACUGGGGAGUUCGAAUUUUGAGCAGUUUGAUAUUUUGAUGGUUAAUGGAAGUUGUCCCACUGCUCUGAGGGAUUGUGAUUGAAAAGGGCUUAAACGCCAUAAUUGGUGGGGCUGACACGACCUGAAAUGAGGUGAUUCGAUUUUUUUCAAUCUGUGUUACUUUUAGUUGGGAUAAAGUUGAACUCGGAUUCCAAACUUAAUUUGCUCGACCAGCUGUAUGCUACCUUUCCAGUGCUUUGACCAAGGAACACCUUGUGGUUUCGGAUGUGAAAGCAACAUCAAUAGUAUCCGGGGUCAUACCCUAACUUAGUCAAUGGCUCAGCCUGUCUCUGCAUCCGCUUGUGCCCUCUGCGUUGACAAAUGCCUUCUGUAGAAUGAUUCUUUGAUUGUAGGACAGACUCCCCAAACUUAGAAGAAAGAACAUGCUCUUAGGGGGUGUGAUGAGGCUCUAAUCUGCAAUAGAAAACACCUUUGU